Octopus bimaculoides (California two-spot octopus) is the source of this 447-nucleotide messenger RNA. RefSeq lists its product as uncharacterized. Lineage: Eukaryota; Metazoa; Mollusca; Cephalopoda; Octopoda; Octopodidae. The record is from RefSeq and is a predicted model, not a curated record.
AUGUCUCUUGUUAUCAUCAGUCGAGCUAAUGAAGGCAGAACCCAAAGAUCCACUCCUAGUUUAGCAGAAAAACGGUCGAGAAACGACUCUGAGAAAAACGAAGCCUUAUGGCGUAACUUGGAAGCCAGACGAGAAGCUGGCGAAGAUGUGGAUGCUGACACCUUGUGGCCACUUCUAGAACUUGAAAACCGACAGUAUAACAAUGCACAAGUCAAACCGCUGUCGCCCGAGACAGUGGACAGCGGGUUAAAUUCGUCAGAAGACACGAACGGCCAAUACAGACAUAACGGUUUCAAUAUCCAGCGGAUGCUCAGAACUGGCAAAGUGCGAAAGUCUGCCGAUGUGAUGCCGACAGUGGACAGACGGAGGAUAGGGGGAUGUAUAAGAUCCUGCUUACAGACAGGCUCCAUGUCAUUUAUCGGUUGUCACAUGAUGUGUGCUUGGUAA